CACCAAUGGGCGGCGGCGACAGUGAAGAUUGACGUGGCGCCAUUUUCUGGAGGUAUAUGUUCGGAGGUCGGCCGUGGUAGCCGCGGUUUUUCUUUCUGCGCUCUCUGCUCUGCAAUGGACGGCAUUGUCCAAGAUAUAGCAGUUGGUACAAAGCGGGGGUCUGACGAGCUUCUAUCUGCUUGUGCUACUAACGGUCCCUAUAUCAUGAGCAAUUCUACUCCCUCUGGUGAGUACACCAAUGGCAACGACAGCAAAAAGUUCAAAGGAGAAAACAGAAUUUCAGGAAUAAUGCCAUCCAGAGUCAUCCAUAUCCGUAAACUUCCCAAUGACAUAACUGAAGCAGAGGUUAUCUCUCUGGGCUUGCCCUUUGGAAAAGUAACAAAUCUUCUCAUGCUUAAAGGCAAAAACCAGGCUUUCAUUGAAAUGAAUACGGAAGAAGCUGCUAACACAAUGGUGAGCUACUAUGGCACUGUAACUCCGUACCUCAGAAGUCAUCCUGUCUACAUCCAGUACUCUAACCACAAGGAACUGAAAACCGACAAUUCUCCCAAUCAGGCAAGAGCGCAAGCUGCUCUUCAGGCAGUAAAUGCUGUGCAGAGUGCAAAUAUGGCAAUUGCUGGAACUGGUGUACCAGAUUCUGCAGUCAAUCUCACUGGCCAGAGCCCUGUUCUGCGAAUCAUUGUGGAAAAUCUCUUCUAUCCAGUUACUCUUGAUGUUUUGCACCAGAUCUUUUCCAAGUUUGGCACUGUAUUAAAGAUCAUUACCUUCACAAAGAAUAACCAGUUCCAGGCCUUGCUCCAAUAUGCUGAUGGGUCCAGUGCACAACAUGCUAAACUGGCCUUGGAUGGACAGAACAUCUAUAAUGCCUGCUGCACUCUGCGCAUUGACUUCUCUAAGCUGACUAGCCUUAAUGUUAAGUACAAUAAUGAUAAAAGUAGAGACUACACACGUCCUGACUUGCCAUCUGGUGACAGCCAACCUACCUUAGACCAAACCAUGGCCGCUUUUGGUAAGGAAGCCUCCCUACUAGGUGCACCAGGUAUCAUCUCCUCGCCUUAUGGAGGUGGAACUGGUUUUCCUCCUGGUAUUGCGUUCCAGCAAGCCGGUUUGUCUGUCCCAGGGGUUCAUGGGGCCUUGGCUCCACUUGGCAUGCCGUCAGCAGCUGCCGCAGCAGCAGCCGCAGCAAGUCGUAUGGGGAUUCCAGGCUUUGCCUCAGCAGCCAAUGCUGUCCUGCUGGUCAGCAAUCUGAAUCCUGAGAGAGUUACGCCCCAAUGCCUCUUUAUUCUUUUCGGAGUAUAUGGUGAUGUGCAGCGUGUGAAGAUACUCUUCAACAAGAAAGAAAAUGCCUUGGUUCAAAUGUUUGACUGUACUCAAGCACAGCUGGCUAUGAGCCACUUAAAUGGUCAAAGGCUUCAUGGGAAGGCAAUGCGUGUAACCAUGUCCAAACACCAGACUGUACAGCUUCCUCGUGAGGGCCAGGAGGACCAGGGACUGACUAAGGAUUACAGCAGCUCACCUCUGCAUCGUUUCAAGAAACCUGGAUCAAAAAAUUUCCAGAAUAUCUUCCCUCCUUCUGCCACCCUUCAUCUCUCCAAUAUCCCACCUUCAGUUACUGAAGAGGAUCUAAAGAUGCUCUUCUCAACCACAACAGGCAUGGUUAAGGCAUUCAAGUUCUUCCAGAAGGAUCGCAAGAUGGCUCUCAUCCAGAUGAGUUCAGUGGAAGAGGCAAUCCAAGCCCUUAUUGAUCUUCAUAAUCAUGAUCUUGGGGAAAAUCACCAUCUCAGAGUUUCUUUCUCCAAGUCAACUAUUUGAAGUUUUGACAUGGAUUUCCAGCCAUUUCCUGGAGUCCAGUUUGGCCAAUGGGCACAAUGAUUCUUUUUAUUCCAGAGACACCACUAAACCUCAGAGCAGCUGCAGAGCUGAAAAAUUACCCAAAAGUGACCACAGUUCUUUAUUUUUGAGAAAAGUUUGCUGCAAUGACAUCCUAUCUUUUUAGGUAGCAGUGCUGCCAGUCCCAGUUAGUUUAUCACUGAUUGGCUUAUGCUAAUAUUACACUUUACCAUUUGAAAUUCUUCCAAAAGUUUACAAAAUGCAAAUAUAUCUCUUCUGGAUUACCCAAUGCUGCACCUAAUUUCAGGUUGUAUAAUACACCUUUUUGAAUUUUUUAAAUCACCCUCACCCCUUUCCCUUUGGGUAUCCAUACCACUAUAAUACAGAAGUGUGGAUAAUUUAAGCAUAUUUUCAUUUAAAUGAUUACUCUGUGCCUUAAUGUCUUAAUGAAACAUGGGCCAUUUUGAAAUUGAGUCUGUUUCUGGUUGUAUGUUUUAGAGUUUGUACAAGCAAUGUUUGCUGCCUGUUUUCUCUUAAAUGUUGUCGUUAUUCAACUGACGGGAGGGUGGGGAGGUCGUAGGUUUGAAUUAGCCUAAAAUUGACCAUUGUAUCCGAAGUUUGCUGUCCUCUAUCCAUCCAACUCAAGUGUGUUGUAUAUGUUUAAUUGAAGCAGUGCAGAUAUGAGAGUUGCUACAGGCAGCUGUAUUUCUCAGCCAGCAAGAAUUUUUGUUCAGAAAUGAUAUUUUUAGUUGAAGCUGUCAGUUUUUUUGAAAAGAAUUAUCUAUAUAUGUUCUAUUGGAUUUCACUGAAUGAGCUGGUAGAUUAAAGGGCACACUUCAAGUAAUUGGAUGGAUAUUAACGUAAUGCAUUUUCUUAAGGAAAAGGCAGCUAUUUGGCAAUCCCACGUCUCCAGGCCCCACCUAGGCGUGUUAAGUUGUAGCCUCCAUACAGAAGAUCUUGAUUAUGUUAAUAAUCCUAGCUAGUGGUGACCUUCCUGGAGGAAAUUGUACUAUCCUGCUUUGCAAAGAAAAGUGCCCACCUCAUAACCUGGAACAGUCCCAAUAUUGAAUGGUCUAAACUUGUUGCCUUCUAUAUUCAGUAUCUAUCUGUAUUUUAUAGUUGGGGUGUGUUUUAUUAUCUUAAUCCAUAGAAUGUGUAUUUUCUACCUUGUAUCUUAGAUUUUUUUUUAUUUUAAUCAUUUUUGAGCUGAAGUUUCUGUUCUUCACACCUCCAUUAAGUGAGCAAACCUAGUGUGAUGUCAGUUUUCUGCAGUGUGCACUGGCACCUGCUAAUUCAUUUGGGAACUGCUGAAAUGCUGACAUUGGUGUGCAGUUUUUUAGUUGUAUUUGGUAAACUGCUUUCAUUUUAUUUUUUGCUCUUCGAUAAAUCUGUCUUUUUGCUACCCAAUAUUUCAUUCCAUUUUUAUCCUGCGUAGUUCCCUUAUGCAUGAAUACAGCGUUGUUAAAGAGGGUCCUAUUACUGGCUGUUCACUAUAGUACUUGAGUCUGCUGAUGCAGAAACUGGAUGUUGGCCUCUUUGGGCAUUGGUUUUGACUUCAUACUGUUGUUGUGCACUUCAGUACAAUCAGACACUUGUUACCUAUUAUUUCCUUUAGGUUGCUAGCAAAGUACAGCAGGUGGGAGGGCUACUGGUCCUCCUGUAUGGUAAUACGGGAUAGAUGCGUAGAUUUUCCACCAAAUAACCGGUAGUCUCCCACUGAGUUGUCACACUGUUGGCAAGAUUUUGACUUGUUGAGAUUCAUUUUACAAAUCUGGUUUAGUUUGACCUGGGAAUUGCAGAACUGUAAGGUUGAAUUGGUGAGCCUUGUCACAGCAGUGCUACCACAUUGAAGUGUUAUGACAAUUUGCUGCAGUCUUUUUUUAAAUUUUGGACGGUUAAGGACUUUGCUUGCUUAACUUGGCAUGACUUGUGGAUUUUGUAGCAUUUUCAUGCCCUUUUGGAAUGUACUGAGUCCUAACUUUUAUUGAAAUGCUAAUGGUCUUUAAUCAUCCAUUACUGAAAACUAGUUUCUUAGCACUUAGAUUAAAAUUAUCUGUAAUUGUUUUCCCGUUGUCAAAGUGUAACUCUCUGUUUUUCCUUGUAGUGGCAAAGAGAAAAAAAGUCAAAUCCAAACAUUCCAUAAUAUGGGCAAAAUGCUGGAGUCAUAACAAGAAUAUUUGUGCUUUGGACUGAUUGUGUGUAAGAAAGCUCAUUAAUGACCAUAUUCAUCUUGUGCCUAAAACUAUUAAAUGAGCAAUAGUUUACUUUAAGGAAAGAUUGUUCAGUGAAUGACAUAUGUCAGUGGAUUUUUAGGGUUUUGUUUUCAGGGUUUCAUGGACCAAAGUUGUUGUGCCUUCUGAAGUCUUAGUUCUUCACAUUUUACAAUUCCUCCUCUAGCCCUCGUAUUAUUGUAAUACUGCAUUGUGCACCUAGGAUGGUGGCUGUAUGCUUAGUGGAUUCAAUCUUUGUUACUGGUUUUUUAUGCUGUUUACUUGAUGUAUGCAGCCUUCAGACAAAAAUACACCACCACUAUUUUUUUGUCUUUCUUUAAAGAAAUAUUCCCUCUUUUCAGCUGUAAAGAAUGUUUGAAAAAGGUGUAAAUAUUCAUACUUUUUUACCUAGAGAGGCUAAGGGGAACAAAACCGGUUUUUAUAUGGAAGCAUUGUCUUGUAUAUUUUGAUUAAAAGAAACAGCUGUCAGGUUUCAUAUGUAAAAGGGUUUUUCAGAAAACAAUUCCUCUUCUAUUGAGAAGAAAUGUUUGUAAUGCAAAGAAAAUUAAAAUAAUUUUCUAAUGAAUUUGUAGCUGUAUGAAUGCAUUCACCAAUGUACACUGUUUCAGAUUAUGCAAUUUUCUUUUACUACCGUCAACAGCUCUGGCCAAUGUAGUACUUGCUUCUUCAAUAAACUGCUUCAUUCUUUA
Mobula hypostoma (lesser devil ray) is the source of this 4750-nucleotide messenger RNA. Its product is annotated as polypyrimidine tract-binding protein 1-like. The transcript has 15 exons. Gene Ontology annotation, molecular function: mRNA binding. Gene Ontology annotation, cellular component: nucleus. The coding region runs from base 115 to 1812 and encodes 565 amino acids. NCBI's taxonomy places the organism in Eukaryota, Metazoa, Chordata, Chondrichthyes, Myliobatiformes, Myliobatidae. Gene Ontology annotation, biological process: mRNA processing; regulation of cell differentiation; regulation of RNA splicing. The record is from RefSeq and is a predicted model, not a curated record.